AUGCUUUGCCGUGAGACAGGCAAGGUGAUUCACAUCGAUUUUGGCGACUGCUUUGAGGUGGCCAUGCUGCGUGAGCGGUUCCCCGAGAAGGUGCCCUUCCGUUUGACGCGCAUGAUUGUCAAUGCUAUGGAAGUGACCGGAAUUGACGGUGUAUUUCGGUACACAUGUGAGCUGGUCAUCUCGUUGAUGCGUAGCAACCGCGAAAGUCUGUUGGCUGUUCUCGAGGCUUUCAUCCACGAUCCAUUGCUCCAAUGGGUGCUGUUAGAAAGCAAAAAGGACUUCACCACGUCCGUUACGCCUGCUCCUGCUGCUGCUGCACCCGCAGCAGCAGCAGCCCACCAUCCAUUAACAAAUGUAGGUGCUGCAUCCGGGACUGGUCAUCACCAUCACUCUAACCAGCACUAUCCGCGUACUCAUAAUCAACCUCAGCAUCCUCCUGCUGCAGGCCUACUGCCAACAGUUAACGAGGUCGCGGCUCCCGGACAACAGCACCAACAAACUCAAAAUAGCAGGAUUGCUCUCACAAAUGACUUGAAUGGAGCACCACUUGGAGCCGGAUUUCAGCGCACCUCUGCUCAGCUGGCUGCUAAAAGGCCAGGUGCUCCAGAGACUAGAGUAACACACCAGACCCAGCGCAUGCCAAACCAGGCACCCGGCCGUGUACCAGUUCAGCCCGUCCCCGACGGCCAACCAGCUUCCGUUGGCCCGGGGCUGACAAGUGGAGGUAACCCACCCGGUCUUGGUUCCCGUCUUGCUGGUGUUGGAACUAUUGCCGGUGGUCUUGGUGGGGCUUGCGUCAGGACUGGAACUGGAGGUGGGCAAGCAACUGAGGGGUCAGGUCUAGCAGGAGCAGCUGCCGGGCACAACAGGUCGACGGCAUCCAGCCAUUUGCCAGCGAGAUUACGAACUGCUGGGGUACUUCGUGUGUUCACUGAUGCCGGCCACCCGAAUAGCUUAUCGUUAAGGGACCCUCACAAAAUCAACCCUUGGCGGCACCAUCUCUGUAAUGGGCCUUGGCUAGGCUGCUACGAAACUGGUGAGGCCGCUGUGCACUAA
Messenger RNA from Protopolystoma xenopodis, 1056 nucleotides. The record is from the annotation of a GenBank genome assembly. Lineage: Eukaryota; Metazoa; Platyhelminthes; Monogenea; Polystomatidea; Polystomatidae.